AUGGGUUCCAAGAAGGGAAUUCGAAAAUCACCAAGAGGCAAAAAAUUAAAGAGAAAAGCUGAUCUGGAGACUUCUCAUCCUGAGACUGAUGAAGUGCUUGAAGAAAAAGAAGAAUCUGUAUCAGCCAACACUAUCACGAGCACCGAAUCAGUCAAAACCAGAGGGAAGCGUAAUGUGGUAGCACUGUACAAGGUCUUGGUCAAGAAAGCUUUGGGAAAAAAGUUUAAAGUAUCAUACACCGAGACGGGCAAUCCAAAUGGAAGAAUCAGACACACUCUGCAGUCUUACAUAGGAAUGUUGGCGCGGACCAAGGUGCCCAUCAAUAUUGUAAGCUGGCCCGAAGUGGAUGGUGACUUGAAGGAUAAACUUUGGCUCGAUGUUCAGGAAACAUUCAAGGUAGCCCCUGAAAGCAAGAAACUGGUAUUGACAUCUGCUGGCACUAAAUGGAGAGCAUUCAAGACCAUGUUAACACGAAAAUAUGUGCUCCCAUACUUGGGAAAGAAGAAGAAGUUGAGAAAGCCACCGAGUCAAUAUAAUUUUGUUGGGAGGGAGCCAUGGAAGGAUUUUGUAAAAGAGAGGACUACCGAAAAAUUUCUGCAACUUCAUAAUGAACAAAGUGAACGAGUUAAGAAGAGAAAAUAUCAUCAUCGAUUAUCAAGAAAAGGAUAUAUUGGACUAGAGGAGGAGCUGAGAAAGACGUUGCCCGAAGGAGAGGUCAUUGAUCGUGCAAUUAUGUGGAAGAAAGCCCGUCAACGAAAAGAUGGGGACAUAGAUGAGGAGGCUAGAGGUGUGGCCACAAAGAUAGAUGAUUUGUUGGAAAAGAAAAGUAAGGGUGAGCUUGAGAUCUCAGGGAAUAGUGAUGUUCUUUCUCAAGCAUUAGAAACUCCUGAACAUUCGGGUAGAGUGAGAGGCGUUGGAGGCUUUGUCAAUCCCUCAACCUACUUUAAGAUGCCGAAGCAGAAAAGGAUUAGAAUUACCAAGGCAGAAUUACUAGCACGUGAUAGAGAGCGUGAUCGUGAAUUGGAAGAGACAAAGAAAAUGCUCGCUGCACAACAAGCAAGGACAGAAGAGCUUUUACAUAAAAAGAUUGCUCAAUUAGAAGCACUAAUAACAGGGAAGACACCUUACACUUCACCUUUGAAUGUGCAUGUUGUAGGAGAGAAUACAAUUUCUCCUAUAUCGGAUAAAGGGAGUUUCCAAGAUAUAAGAAGAAAUACCUCCAAUAUUCUUGAUGAACCGAAGGUGAAACAAGAGGUUGACGACUGCGAGGUUGUUCCUCCCCCUACUGAAAUGGGUGGCACAUGUGAGUUAGCAGUGGACACCAUUAGCAACAUAGUUGCUUUUGGUACUGUUUUUGAUGAAGAGGAUGUCAGUAGGGUGAUACAUGGAGUUCCAAUGAAGGAGGGGUGUGUUAGGGUGUCUGUGGAUGGUGCCAUUCAAGAGGAAGCACGACUUCCUUUCCCAGUGGGUGAUGAGAUGGAAUUGGUUGGCCAAGCUGUUGGAAGUCAUGUGGCUUGGCCUGAAGAGCUUGUUAUUCGAAGAGUGAAUAAGAAAAAGAAAAGAAAGAUGGAUUUUGUCAAACAACUGUUUGACAAAGCUGAGCUAAACCCGUUUGUGCCCAAGCGUUGUAAGUUGUUGUACAAGCAUGCCAAGACUAUUAUGAGCCAAACCAAUGAGUCGAUAAGGACAAUGUUGGAUGAUAGUGUCUUUGGGGUACAGAAACAGCUCUUCAUAUUGACUGAGAAUGUCAUUGAUCUCUUAGAAAUGAAUAAGAUUGGCCAAGGAGUGAUAGCAGCAUAUAUGGCGAACCUACAUGAGACUCUCCGUGAGAGAGAUGAGUUGGAUACUUUUGGCUUCAUUGAUCCGGCAGCCACAUAUAUGUGUGAGAGAUCGGAAUUUGUCCCUUACUUGGUGAAUCGGUUGAAAGAGGGUAAGGGUGAUCGUAUAUUUUUAAUGGCCUACAAUCCGGGGGAACAUUGGAUAUUGACAAUCAUUUGGGAAGAUGAGAUUUAUAUCGUCGACCCUUUGCCAAAACCAGUGCAUUACAAACCAUGGGAAAAUGCAGUGAUAAAUGCAGUUAAAACUUACAAUGCUGAAAAGGGGAGGGUUACCAAAGUGCCUAAGUUAAAAUUACUUCCGGGCGCACCUAAGCAGCCGGGUGGAGUUGAGUGUGGUUAUUAUGUUAUGCGGUACAUGAAGGAUAUUAUUAAUGAUGACACGCUUUCGUUUUCAACCAAGUGGGCGGUAAAGGAUCGGAAAGGGUAUACCCAACAACAACUUGACGAGGUCCGCAUUGAAGUAGCCGACUACUUACAGACUCUGCUGUAGGUUCUGACCAGUUUCUUGAUUUUGAGUUAGGCUAGCUUUUAACUAACUUUUUGUAGCAAUUAUGAACAAA
Molecule: messenger RNA, 2398 nt
Organism: Rosa chinensis
Lineage: Eukaryota; Viridiplantae; Streptophyta; Magnoliopsida; Rosales; Rosaceae
Exons: 12
Coding region: 1-2328 (775 amino acids)
Biological process (GO): proteolysis
Molecular function (GO): cysteine-type peptidase activity
Source: RefSeq, a predicted model, not a curated record